Molecule: messenger RNA, 756 nt
Organism: Endocarpon pusillum Z07020
Lineage: Eukaryota; Fungi; Ascomycota; Eurotiomycetes; Verrucariales; Verrucariaceae
Exons: 2
Coding region: 1-756 (251 amino acids)
Source: RefSeq, a predicted model, not a curated record
AUGGCGAUUUAUAACUUCCAGAUGAGGACGUUCCUUCUCAAUUUCAUACCGUCGAUACUACCCUACCGGCUUGCUGGGUUUUCCCCAUUAUCUCUUCCUAUACACAGCGUCAUUCCUGCCAAAAUGUAUUCUGUGUUAGGACAAUCGUUCACCACGCUUUUCACUCUUCUCUGCUUGUGCACCCUUACCCAAGCUGCACCGAGAGGUCCUGGAGGCCCGAUGCACAAGCCAAAUUGCCCCUACCAUUCAGUGGAACAGGGUAACACCCGCGUCUUCAACCGGUUCUGGUACGAUCCGAACGAUCUCAUCGAAUCGAAUGGAGGCUAUCGAGCCUACACUGAAGAUCACUUCUUCGACGAUUUCUCAAUCACCGACAAUACGCCCAACUACCCCAGUCCGGUGAAAGGUGUCCAGUUCCCUCCGCCAGGAAACUAUGCUCGCUCGCGCCUGCAGUUCGCCGAUAUACAUUUCUGGGUCGUUCCUCAGGCGGAGGCCGUCUUGGGAAAGCCAAAUACCGAUCCUAGUUAUCCCGGCGGCGGAGGUAUGGAUGACAAUGAUUGCCUGAUAUACCGUUGGCAUCACCGCCUCCUUGCGACGCUACAGAAGCCUUACGGCGGCAAGCCUGCCGGCGCCAAUGUAUCUUGGUAUGACACGCGUGUGAUCAAGUUCCAGAACUACACUGCCGAAGAUAAUGGACAGGAUUACUGGAUCAAAAGCGCGACGGUCACGAUGGAUUGGUCAGAUUGGUACAAAUAG